This is a messenger RNA of Triticum dicoccoides, 720 nucleotides long. Its product is annotated as alpha-amylase/subtilisin inhibitor-like. Gene Ontology annotation, molecular function: endopeptidase inhibitor activity. Bases 1 to 720 code for a protein of 239 amino acids. The transcript has a single exon. NCBI's taxonomy places the organism in Eukaryota, Viridiplantae, Streptophyta, Magnoliopsida, Poales, Poaceae. The record is from RefSeq and is a predicted model, not a curated record.
AUGGACCGCUUUGGUCACGUCCCCAUCCUCCCGCUCUUGGGCUUGGCCAUGGCCUCCCAGCUGGCCACACUGUGCAACGCCGCUCAGGCACAAGCGCAGCCGGUCUACGACAUGGACGGCCACGAGCUAAUGAUCGAUAGCCUCUACCACAUCAUGCUGCCGGCGAGCGGCAACAUGAGUGGCCGUUGUCUCAGCGCUGGCACUUGGUGGGCUUAUGACAGCCCUCUCCAUGCAGCCGCUGGGCAGUGCGGGCAGUCCGGAUACCUGGGAGAGCCCGUGAUGGUCCAGGCGGCGGAUGUGGGUGCUGGCUACACCCCUCGCCUCUCAAAUGACGUCAUAUUCGCCUUCAACAACACGGUUAACCAAUGCAUGAUGUAUCUCCAGUGGCGCAUCGAGGAUGAGUUCGUAACGCACCAGCAGCACAUGACCGUCGGCCACUUUAUAGGGGCGCCGGUGACUGCGAUGCCAGAGUGCACGCACGGAACCAUAUGCAGAGAACAGUCGUACCGGUUUCGUGUCGAGAGGCAUGGCACAGGGUACAAGCUGGUAUCAUGCCACAGGCUGCCAUGCCGUGAUCUGGUAUUGUACGGGUACCAUGGUGAGCAGUGGCUCACCGUACAGAAAGAAAAUGAUGGGCGCGAGCCUUUCACGGUCGUGUUCAAGAAGUGCCCUUUGCCGUGCGUGGACCCCCGAAUGCCUCCUGUGUUCAGGCCUAACUAA